AUGGGUCCGAUUACGAUUAAACCUUCAUCCGGAGAAGACGUCGAGCGAUAUGUAGCUCUCUUCACCUGCUUGCUCACAAGACUUGUUCAUUUAGAAGCAGCGAUGGAUCUAUCAGCGAAAAGCUUCAUAUUCAGUGGAAAUGAUUUAUCACUCGAAGAGGAAUCGGAACCACAAAGAAGACAGCCCUUACCUCUGUUCCUUGCAGAACAUCGAAAAACAUGGAACUUCAUUAAACCUUCAUCACCAAGGGUGGGUGGCGUAUGGGAAAGAAUGAUUGGCACCGUCAAGAGAUCGACGCAGAAGACAGUAGGCCGAACUUCUUCAUGCUACACUCUAUGA
Messenger RNA from Haemonchus placei, 339 nucleotides. NCBI's taxonomy places the organism in Eukaryota, Metazoa, Nematoda, Chromadorea, Rhabditida, Trichostrongylidae. The record is from the annotation of a GenBank genome assembly.